Messenger RNA from Rotaria sp. Silwood1, 312 nucleotides. NCBI's taxonomy places the organism in Eukaryota, Metazoa, Rotifera, Eurotatoria, Philodinida, Philodinidae. The record is from the annotation of a GenBank genome assembly.
AUGGAUGAUGAAUUCGAUCGAUACUAUAUAAAAAGUCGGACUAUUUUGGGAAUAGAUCCAAAGAGAAUUUAUAAAGAACUUGCAACAGCUUUGGGACCCAACAUUCUAUCAUUUCCAACAGUUGCAAGGUCGGCAAAGCGUUUCUAUGAAGGAAGAGAGGAUGCCAAUGGUGAGUCUCGUUCUGGUCGUCCAGUAUCUGAACUUACGGAUGAAAAUAUUGGAUUGGUACAACAUGUUAUAAACAAUGAUCCACGUUUAAGUUAUGAUGAUAUUAUAGCUGAGACAUCUCUCUCUCAUGGUACAAUAGAAUGA